AUGGCCGCAGAGCUCCGUCAUAUCACCUCCAACACCAACCUUGUGAGCCCCGCCCGCGAGCGCAGACUCUCCAACCGCAACUCCCAACUCCUCCGCACACAUCGCCUCGGCUCCCGCUCUCCUUCUUCUAUCCCUUCCUCCCCAACUUCUGUCCAUUCCUCCUCUUCCGCCAUCUUCGAGCGCGACAUCGAGCCCAUCGCGCCGGCCUGCGCGUCCCUUUCCACCCCCACCGACCCCCACCGCAUCCCGCGCGGCCGUAUCACCGAGCAAAUCGAGCACUCUGUUCCCUCCGUCCUCGACUCUGCCGUUGUCGUCCUCACUGCAGAUUCCACAGAUCCGGAUGAGCUCGACUCCAUCUCCAUCAUCGCCCCCGCCCUCCCCGAUGCCGGCUACCGCUCCGGCUUCACCAGCCCCAUCUCCCGCAUGAGCUCCCGCAGCCCCAGCCCCAGCGCACCGCCGCACCGCCGCAGCCUCCUCCUCAGCGCGAGCCCGCCCCAGAGUACCUCGCCCCUGACUGCUUCCCCGCCUCUGCGCCCCACCGUGCACACUGUCAACGCGACCGCACCCGCACCCGCGCAUGUGCACGCCCUCGGCCCCCCCGCGACGCCGACGUCCGCGUACUUCUCCGCUGCGUCGAGCUCGCCCCCGUCCGGUGCUAGCUCCGCCUCGUCCUCGCCGACCACCGCGACGCACACUGAGCACCCCUUGCACACGCUCUCCUCGCCGUCGACCGCCGCGUCCUCGCCCGCCGCGGCCACCCCGGCGACGGUCACGGUCCCCCCGCCCGCAUCGCCCCACACGUACGCGUACGCGCACCCGCCGUCGCCCGCGCACACGAACAAGCGGCUUUCGUUCCUCUCGUACAUGGACCUCCUCAGCAGCACCCCCGCGAGCACGCUCCCGCUGAGCAGCCUCACGGGUGCGAGCGCCGCUGAUCCGCCGCACCUUCCCAGCGUGCUCGGCCUCCCGCAGGCGCAGUACGCGGCGAGCAGCGCCGCGGGCAGCGUGUUUGGCGGAUGUGGCGCGGGCGCGGGCGGGGACAACAUGCUGGACGACGUCGGCGGUGAGUGGGAGCGCGAGGGUCUCGGAAGGGGCCUUGAGGAGCGCCUGGAGGCGCUGAAUGCGGCGCCGUCGGUCGUGCAUGGGCGCGCCUAG
Messenger RNA from Postia placenta MAD-698-R-SB12, 1155 nucleotides. RefSeq lists its product as hypothetical. Lineage: Eukaryota; Fungi; Basidiomycota; Agaricomycetes; Polyporales; Adustoporiaceae. The record is from RefSeq and is a predicted model, not a curated record. The transcript is spliced from 2 exons. Bases 1 to 1155 code for a protein of 384 amino acids.